Alligator mississippiensis (American alligator) is the source of this 10657-nucleotide messenger RNA. RefSeq names its product glomulin, FKBP associated protein (gene GLMN). The transcript has 18 exons. The record is from RefSeq and is a predicted model, not a curated record. Gene Ontology annotation, cellular component: cytoplasm. Lineage: Eukaryota; Metazoa; Chordata; Crocodylia; Alligatoridae. Gene Ontology annotation, molecular function: ubiquitin-protein transferase inhibitor activity. The coding region runs from base 1493 to 3370 and encodes 625 amino acids.
GUUUCGGCCGUGGUGGGGGAUCUGGCUGUGGCCGCUCUCGGCGCCGGGGCGGACACCCGGAGUGAGGCCGGCAGCUGUAGAAACCGGCUGAAGCACGGAGGCCUGAGACCCGCGGUGGCCUGGGCCUCCCGGCGGCCCUGCCGAGCGCGCACACGGUCGCGGGGCGGAAAAGCGCCCACGGCGGCCGGCCCCGGGGCUGGGAGGGGGCGGGCGGGCGGGCGGCAGCGCUUGGUAGGAUGAAAAACGAGUUGUUGUAGUUAAUGCGUUGUAGCUGAUUCGAGCUUGCGUGGGAGAUUAAAUGUUCCUCUUCUUCAGCCGCCAGUUAACGUAGUUAUUAUCUAAAUAAUCCUGUUGGGUUAGUGAAGGAAUGAGGAUAGUGCGCUGGCGCCUACCGUUUGGAGGUGCACGAAAUCUUCAGGCCUCUUUUUCUUACAAAUAAAUGUGCCUUUGGCUUGAGGAUGAAAUCAUAAAAUUCCGUUUUACUGUAACCUGGGGUCCCCCCCUCGUGCAAAGGCUUCACACACAAGUGCGUCGUGUCGUGCCAUGCCGGCGGGGGAGUUUCAUUGACUUCAGUGGAUCUGAACAAUAACUAGUGUCUGGAGGUGAAAGGCAGUUGAAGUAGCUUGUUGUAUCAGACAGAUUUCAAAUUUAAGAGUAGUUUUAAGGAAAGCAAGUCUCAAAUAAAAGUUAACACCAGCAUGGUGAAACUUUGUAGAAAAAAAAGUCUACGCUAACUUUUCUGUUGCAAAGAGCUCAGAAAGGCCACAGCUGUGCAUUUCUAUUUGAAAUCUCUGGGUUUAUCUUGUGAAUCAUUUUUACAAAUCUGAUAGUGCUAACAUUGUGUGGCAUCCUGCAUCACCCUUGAAAGGAUCUCAGGUUACCCCACAGUGCUGUGGGACCCUGGGUAAGAAUCACUGGUCCACAUGCUUGAAAGAAGAAGAAAAAAAAAAAAAAGGCAAACUAUAUCAUACUAGCUGUUUAGCAUGUAACAUGUGCAAUAACACAUACUGAUCCCGAACUCCAGUCCUAGAGCAUGGUGAUUAACUAGACUCUAGAGUACAUGAUGGUGGUUUUCUGCAGCAGCCGUGCAUUCCUACUCUCAUCCUUGCAGUUUUCUCCCCUGCAAAAUCUGUCCCCUCAAGCUGAUUUCUACACGUUUGAUCUUGAAACUAUUACAUAUUUGAUUCAGUUGCAUCAAAUUACUUCACUUUUUGUUUGACAAAUACAAGAAAUAUACUGAUCCUCAUACAGUAUCAAUGCUAUUUCCUGCCUCCAAUAAACAAGCAAUAGCAAUACCUGUAUGCAGAGGAGGUAGAAUUAAAUGACUUCUAAUCAAUUUUUACAUUCCUUUUUCCUUUAUUGUUUUUUCUUGUGUAAUUAUUUAGACUUAUUUUCUGACUUAUUUUUAGACUUGCAUUCAUUUUUCUCAUUUUUUCAUGUUAUCAUAUUUUAGUAAGAAUAGGUAAGUUUCAGUCUCCAUCUUUAAUUCAGCAUGUUUUUACUAUAUGCAUAUCAAUACUGCACUCUUAAAUUUAUGACAGAACUGUUGUCACAACAGCAAAGCGAAGGUAUCAUGGCAAUUGAUGAACUUCAAGCAAUUGUUCAAAGAUGCCAAAUUCUGGAAGAAGAAAAUUUCAGAGCAGAAGAUUUUAAUCUUUUUCAAGUAGCAGGCCAGAAGUGUUUAGAAGAAGGGUAUGCCGCCCAGUUAUUAGAAGUAAUUCAAAAUGAAAAAAAUAAGGUUAUUGUCAAGAAUAUGGGUUGGAAUCUUGUUUGCCCUCUUGUCAGGUGUAUUUUGAGUUAUAAGCAGGAAGAUGAUAAGAGAGAACGCUGCCUGAAAAUAUUAGAUCAGUUGGUGCAGCUUAGUAACCCAAAGGAGCUUUUAUUGGGUGUACUUGAGCAAAUUGAGCAGGCGCCUGGGGAACAGAUAUCUGAAACUAUUAUGCUCUUGCUUCAACCUCUACAGACAGUGAUAUUGAAACUUCAUGGCAAGAAAUCAUACUCAGUAGGCCUAUCAUUGUCUACAAUUUUAAAUCGGCUAUCUCUCCUCCCUGUACCUUACACAAAAGACCAAAUACAAGAAGAUAAGCUUCAUCUCUGCCAGUGUUGCAAUGCAGUAGUGGAUUUUACUAAACCCUUUGUGGAUGAAGUUGUUAAAAAUAUGAAAACAUCAGAAAGUGGUGAGAGAGAGCUGAAGGAAGAAUUGCUUAAAUUUUGUUUGAAAAGCUUGAAAUACCCCUUAUUAACAGCACAACUUGAUCAGCUUGAAGACAUUGAAGAACAUCCCUUAAGGCAUUUUGCAGCUGAAAUUCUAGGCAUUUUAUCGGAUAUAGGAGAAUUCACACCAGCAGUAUUUUCACAUGGAAGCCACAGUCAGAACUGGGAUAAUCAUGAAUUUUUGGAUAUAGAUAGAAAUGAUUCUGUGGAUUCUUUGGCAUGUCUAUCAUACUUGGUGUUUGUACAGUAUAUUGGUAUUGAUUGCUUUCCAAUGAUCUUUAGUCCAUCCUAUCUUCUACAGUGUAACAUGUUACAUGUUGAAGUCCUAUUGAAAAGGACAGAAGAAUCCAUAUUGGCUAAAGGACUUGAUCUAUUUGAAAACUGUUUAUUGAGAAUGGACAAUAAUAGUCUUCUGCACCAGUAUUUAGAAUUCAGGAACUUCAUUACAGCAUCACAGGAUUUGGUGAAAGUGAUGACCCUGUGCCCUAUAGAAGAUCUGAGAAAGAAGAGCUUAAAUGUAUUACAGUUGUAUAUAGACAAGUUUGACACAGAGGGAAAAUACACAUUAUUCAGGUGUUUACUAAAGACAAGUAACCAUGCUGGUGUAGAAGGAUAUGUUAUUCAGAAUAUAAAAAAUCAGAUUGAUUUAUCAUUAAAGAGAGGACAAGACAAUAAGUGGUUUACUGGACACCAGCUCGUUUCCCUUCUAGAUGAGGUGUUCUGUCUUCCUGAAGGUGCUGAAACCGAUCUUCUCCAAAGCUCAGAUAGGAUUAUGGCAGCACUAAAUCUACUGAGAUACUUAGUCAUUAAAGAUAAUGAACAUGACAAUCAAACUGGUGUAUGGACUAUACUCACCAAGGUUACACAGAAUUUCUUAAAGCCAUUGCACACAGGACUUAAUAUGUCAAAAGCACAUUAUGAAGCAGAAAUAAAGAACAAGAAAGAAAACAGACGAGAGUCUCAUACUUCUAACACAGUUUGUUCUGUAACUGUUAGUGGGGAAAAGAUGCCUAACAUGUCUGCUGAAACGCAACUUCAGGUGCUGCACUCAGCUCUUUUCACAUUUGAUUUAAUAGAAAGUGUUCUUGCCCGAGUUGAAGAACUCAUUGAAGUGAAAAUUAAAGCUGUGACAGAUGAAAAUAUUGGGGUCAAAUGAAGAAUUUCUCCCUCUAAAUUCUAAUGAUCCUUUCACUUUUGCAAUACAUGAAGACAUUGGUCAUUGUAUUUUACUUGAAAAGAAUGUUACCAGCUUUAAAGAAGACUGUUGAGAGUAAUUUAUAUUGACUGCUAUAAGAACUGCAGCUACUGCCCUUUAUAUGAUUUUUUUUUAGUUUUCUGUAAUAUGGAGCUAGAGCAUCUACUUUUUUUUAAAUCAAGUUAUACUCUGGCACUAGCUACAGUUUUGCUAACAUUUAGAGACUGAACCUGCUUGGCAGGUGAUGUUUGGAUUUUGUUAACCUUUGAAAAUGAGAAGAUUCUUUGUUUGUUUUUUGGGGUGGGGAGGGGAGGGUUGUUUGUUCUUUUUGUGCAUAGAAGUGUUGUUGUAUUUGCAUUACUUAGAACCUGUUAGGGAAUAUUGAUUGACUAAUGUGUGUAUUACAAAGGUAUUUGUAAAGUGUUUUCAGAUCCACAGGUAAAAAGUACUAUAUAAAUGCUAUAUAUUAUUAUCCCUGUUACUAAUAUGGGCAACCAGCCUUCUAGAAUACUGAAAACUUUGCUAUAAAUCAGGACUACCUACACUAGUGAUCAAAAUAGGAAUGAAGACAAGUGGAAAACAAUCUUAGAGCAAAUAAGAUAAAUUUAGAACUUUUCAAUCAGUGGUAAUAGACAUUUACAGCACAGUAAAUACAAUUUUAGUAAAUAAAAACAAGAAUAGAUUUCCCUGCAUAAUUAACUUGUAUAACAUGGUCUUAAUAAUACACACAUGUUAGAACCUGUGAGAGUUCUCCCAAAGAUGUUUAAGGGCUUGAAAAUAAUAGAUGAGUGCAGUCAAACUAAAGGUUUUCUAUUUUUUAGUACAAUUGCACUGAAUAGAAAACCCCAAAAUCAACCGCCAGAGUUUAAAAUAAGAAAAAUGUCCUUUUUCUUCAAGACAGUAAACUUGGUAAAAAUACUCUGUUUUGCAUUGAAUAAAAAAACUACAGGCACGGACACGAGCGCGUUGGAGCAGACUCUAUUAGUUGAGUCUGCUGGAACAUGGUAAUUACUGUGCUCCAACAGCCUCCCGCAUCUCGUUCCUCAGCCUGUACUUCAAAAUGGCAGUGGGGGUACUUGAACUAAAGCUCGUUGAACAAACUUUAGUUUAAGCACCCUCACUACCACUUUAAAGCAUAGGGACACUGAUCUACGAGACACAGCAGAGUUUUAAUUAGAGCAGCUCCUAGAGCUGCUCUAAUUAAAGCACAGGCCUUCCCACCCCCAGGGCACAUGUAAAAAUGCCCUACAUAUUUUCAACUCAGAAGCAUUGUAUGCUUUUUAACAUUUAAAUUGACACUUAUUUUUCUGCUCUGAUGUUGUAUUUUUAAUAGAAAAGGGAGCGUUUGUAUUUUGUUCAGAAAUAUAACUGCAUAAAUUCUGAAUAGAAAUAAUGAUGCUAAAUUAGUUGCAGUCCAACUGGAUUUGAUGAAGCAUUUUCCAAACUGAACUCUGUUCUAUAAUCUGAGCUUUUGCCGUCAUCAUUCUGUAGCAAAUAUUGUCUCUGUGUGGUUUAGAGGUGGUCUUAAAGGAAAAAGUAAAUGCCUUAAUUAGAAUAAAACAGCAAGGGGAGAGUAAAGAAAUACUUCAAAAUGUAAAAAUACUUAUAUUGGGACUGGGACUACAUUUUCAGAAUGUUUGGCAGUAGAGUAAGUAGAUAAGUCUGUUGAGGUGCCAGGUUUAUUCUAACAUAGGCAUAAGACUGCUCUUGUUGCUGCCUGACUGUGCCUCCUAAUUUGGAUUAAGGAAGGGUGGCAUAAGAGUGUUUAUGCGGGUACUUCUCCAUCUGGGAGUACUCUUAAAUUAAAGUUGUCUUCAGGUAGCCAAUUAAGUUGGCCUUCUAAAUGCUUACCACUGAUCAAGCUACGGGGCAAGAAUCUGGCUUUAAGAUUUAGAAUCACAGUUCAAUAAUCAUACUAUUUACUUGAAUGCAAGAUGAGGUUCCCCCCAGUUAGCAUGAGAAAAAUGCUCCUCGUUUUAUAAUCGCAUACAAGGAAAUCUCAUUAAAUAAACUAUCUAUCAUUAAAUUGCUGUCAAAAGCAGCAUGUGCUCAGCAAUGGGAACCAACUAUGACACGGACUGAAUGUAGCCAACACUGAGCAUGACUACAAAACACAUGGCCCACAUUGGGCAAACAUGCUGAUGGGAACCCACCAGGAGAAUAGGUUAGUAUAGCCCGUCUUGAAUAUGACAUACAAUAGUGCCCAUUAAGCAAAGUCCUCCUCACUGCUAACUCUUUCAAGUCAUGGUGAGCUAUGACAUUUUGUACAGUUCACCCAGAAUUUCUGUGUUGCCUCCUCUCUCAGCGUAGCACACAUGAUUAGUGUGGCCCCACCCUCCAAGAGGUGAAGCUGGACCAGGUUGCCCUACAUCUCUGCACAUAAAUUUUUGAACCAUCUCAGGACUUGUGACAAGAACAUUUGGUUCCAGUCAUAAGUGGGAGCUAAUUAGCACAUGAAUCAUUUGUGGGGAGUAUCUGGAGAAUGCAGAUAUACUAAGUAGUGUUGAGCUAUGGCCUCUGGUGAGGCCCAGCCCAAUUAACGAUAUGGUAAAUCAUGAGCCUUUGGCUUUGGACUAAUAUGCAUAGUUGGUAAUAUGAAACUGGGAUGUUAAUGUAGAUCAAAUGCAGGUUUUAAGUUAAAAUUUAAAAGAUCAGCGUGGGCCUGAUUUUAUUUAAGACUUCUUAAUUAACAUUGAAUUGUUGAAAAUGGGAACUGAUUGUACUAGUGGUUCAAACUUCAGCAUGCGAGGCCAGAUCCAAUGCACAGGGUUGGGGUAGGAUGUAGCCAGAUCUAGUAUGUGAGGUUGGGCUGUGCAUGGUGUUGAGCUGAUGCAUGUGGUCAAAUCUGGCACAUGGUUAAAUAUGGCGCGUGGGCUCAGGCCAGCACAGCUGAUGGUGCCCAUGGAUUGAUGCUGUGGACCGGCCCGGUGCCACUUGCCUGGCCUGCAGGACCAGAAGGUUGAGCAUCACUGGAUUGUACAAUAGGAGCUAGAAAGGUAUAGUGGUCAGCAUUCAAAUAGCAUACAUCAGUCAUUGUUGUAAAUAAGAUACUACAGAUAGUUUUAUGGAUUCUAAAACAGGAAAUAACUGCAAAAAAUUGUAAUUUGGAAAAUACUGAUUAUUUUACAUGGAGCCUUUUAUAAAAAGGAUAACAUGCAAAUUAGUAUCUGAUUCUAACACUAAAUCAUGUACUCUGCUACUACUAUUAAUUUUUAGUGUAUUAUUGGAGUACUGUUCAUAUGACUGUUGUUGGCAUUGAUUCAUUAUUUCCAUAGAGAAAAAUGAUUGGUAGGGAUUUAUAUAACUCUUGUAUGUGUGUUCAUCCUUUCAGAGAAAAUUCAUGUUUACAUAAACAUGCAGGAUAUGUGGCAAGCAGUUGCACAGAUAAAAAGGACAUAAACAGCACUAUUGCACUUGUUAGGCUUUAGAAUUAAUAUUAAAAGAAUUAAAAUUGAAAUUCACAAGUUGCUGCGUUUGUUCAAAUGAAAAAUUUUUACUUCAAAAGGCAUUCAAUAUUUAAAUCUCAUUUGGAUUGUAUACUUUUUUUCCCCCUAGUAAAUAAAUAGAACCACUCCUGACUUAUGGUAUACGAGGGCAAAAUUAGGUUCCAGUGUUUUCAUUCAUCUUUAUCCAUGCUUAAUAGAUUCAUAGAUGCUAGUGUCAGAAGGGACCUCAACAGAUCAUCGAGUCCAACCCCUUGCCCUGGGCAGGAAAGAGUGCUGGGGUCAGAUGACCCCAGCCAGAUGCCUAUCCAGCCUUCUCUUAAAGACCCCCAAGGUAGGGGAGAGCACCACUGCCCUUGGAAGCCCAUUCCAAGAUUUGGCUGCCCUCACCGUGAAGAAGUUUUUCCUGAUGUCUGGCUUAAUUCUGCUCUCUGUCAGUUUGUGACCAUUGCUCCUUGUUAUCCCAAGAGGCGCCCUGGUGAACAGAGCAUCUCUGGUUCCUUGCUGCACCCCGCUAAUGAAUUUGAAUUCGGAGGGCCACAAGAUCACCUCUCAGCCUUCUCUUGCGGAGGCUGAAGAGGUCCAUGUCCCUUAGUCUGUCCUCAUAGGGCUUGACCUGUAAACCCUUAACUAUAUGAGUGGCUCUCCUCUGGACCCUCUCAAGGUUAUCCACAUCCUUCUUAAAGUGUGGCACCCAGAAUUGGACGCAGUACUCCAACUGUGGCCUGACCAGUGCCGCAUAGAGGGGAAGAUUCACCUUGGUUCUAUUUGUCAUUAAUCUGCUGAUGCACGAUAAAGUGCGGUUAGCUUUGCUGAUGAUUUCGCCACACUGACGACUCAUGUUCAUCUUGGAGACCACCAUGACUCCAAGAUCCCUUUCUGCUUCUGUGCUGCUGAGAGGGUCAUUCCCCAGCCAGUAGGUGUGCUGGAUAUUUUUAUGCCCUAGGUACAGCACACUGCAUUUGUCCUUGUUGUACUGCAUCCUAUUGUGUUCUGCCCACUUAUCCAACCUGUCCAGGUCUGCCUGCAAUCGUUCCCUACCAUCCAGAGUGUUCACUUCCCCUCACAAUUUAGUAUCAUCCACAAACUUGGACAGAGUACACUAUACACCCACAAAAGGCCUUUUAAAGCUACCAUUAACAAUGGUUUAAACCAGGGGCUGGCAACCUUUGUCUUGCCAAAUCAUUUAAUCUGGCCUGCAAAGCUGGUAUAUUGGCAAGAUUCAGUGGGGGGAGCAGUAGCCCAGCUAGAAGUGCAGCAGCAGUGAUUUGGUGGGCUGGGAGGAGCACCAAGCCACAAGCAGCAGCCUGCCUUCAGAUCCAUUAAUUUGGCCUGCCACUCCUGAACUGGGUUGCCAAUGCCUGAUUUAAAUAGUUAAUAUUUACACAACUAAAACAUCCAGCUUCAACUAAUAUUCCUAGUAUGAUAGAUAUUGUAGGAACUUUGAUCACUGUGACAGUAAGGCACAAACACAGUUACAGACAAAAAUUAGCUUUGCAGGUUCCUGCUUUUUUGGUAAAUGUGUUUUAAAAACCUUUUUAUGAGAUAAUGUUUGUAUGUCGGUAGACUUACCUUAGCUAUAGUUAGCAUGAGCCGAACAGUUUCAGAAGCAUUAUGGACUGGAAUUAUCCGUAAAUUACUGCCCAGGAAUCUACACGAGAAAAAAUUAGGAUUAUUUUUAAGAUGUCUAUUUACUGUACAUUACAGCAUAGGGCUAAAAAAUGUCAUAUUGUAAUGGUGGUGAGUAGGUGGUAGAAGAAUGCAGAGAAUUGUUUUCAAGACAAAUGAAAGGGUGACGCUAGUUAUACGCCCUUUUCCCUGUACAUAUCCCCUCUUAGUAUAGUAUUUUUCUGGGUUUGUCUCAGAGAGAAACUCCAUUCCAUCUCUGAAGAGCUUAGCAAGAGCUCCAAGUACCCUUUCCUUCUCUUAGGGCAAAUCUUCCUCAACAAGCACAAACCCAGAGAGGACUGAAAUUAAGAAUUCUUCUGCUCUGCCAGUUGCAGAAGAAUUGCAGUUUACUGGUAAUGUUCAAAAAGCCAGUGGACAGUUAGAUUUGUGGAGGCUGGUAACAGAGCACAGUAAGGUGUCAGACAACACUAAGCAAAAAGAAUACUUCAGAAUCUGAACUGUAGUAUUGCUGCAGACAACCAUUCAGACUUAACAUUACAUGUCAGUGCCACACAAUUAAAAUAACAGAAUAAUCCCAACAGCCUGUCAAGAUUAUAGAGUGAAAUUCUUAAAAUACAAUGCCUAAUGUCUGAAACUAUAUUGCUCCCGUAGCUAUUGUAUUGAAAGUCCAGUUUGGUCGUCUUAUAUGUUGAAAGUGAUCUAGCAGUUAUAUUAGUAGGCCUGUGUGAAAUGCCUGUUUCGUUUCGGUUUCAGAUUCAGCUGUUUUGGAGGACAGUGAUUCAUUUUGGUGUUGCAGAUUACUGUUAUGUUUCUAUUUGGCUGAAUCUGUUUCGGAGUUUCAACACUGUUUUGAAGAUUCAGAUCGGUUGGGGAGAGGCAGGCACAUCCAGGCAGCUGCAGGUUCUCCCGUGGCUCCUCCGGCUGUGCCUGCCUCUGCCCUGGCAGGGGGAGCCACGGGAGAAGCCUUCAUGGCUGUCCUGCCCAGCCCCAGCCUUCCAGCACUUUAACAAAACAAAACAAAACCAAAAAAAGCCCCACACUUACCGGCUGCAGCAGCAGCGGUCAGGGCCUCUGAGGGCUUGUGGUAGAGCCCCCCCCACACAGCGUGAGGCAGUGGGGGGCAGGGGGGAUUGCACGCCCACUUGGCACCUGGGUGGCAAUUGUCACAUCGUGCAGGUGCAGCACGGUUUGGUAGGGUGCUGUGCAGUGUCUGGGAGCUGGGGCAGUUCCAGCAGUCAGCUGGAGCCUAGCAUCGCUCAGCCCCAGCGGCCCCAGCUCCCAGACAAUGCACAGUGCCUUGCUGAGCCACACUGUGCCAUGGGGUGCCCCGCGCUGUGUGGGGGAGUUCUUUCAUGAACCAAUCGCUGCUGCUGCAGCCAGUGAGUACAGGGCUUUUUCUCUUUUUUUUCUUUUUUUAAGUGCCAGGAGGCUGGGGCUGGGCAGGGCAGCCAUGGGGGCUUCUCCUGUGGGCCAAAACAUCUGAAACGAAACGGCUGCCAAAAUUUUGCACAGUCCUACUAGACAGCUAUGAAACCUAAUCCCAUUCUUAGGAGUUGUUACUGUAAACAGUACAUAGGAGGGACACUGCUUCUGUACAUCAUAUCUUCCAGAAAUAAACAGAACUUGAUUCACCAACUCCUGGUCCAUCACCUUUCAGAAGCAGCACAUACAAUGACGCUUCUAAGAAGACUAUUCAAGUCAAAAUUAGUUACUCAAACAGGUAUCAGUGAAAUGUGGGCAAGCAGGCUGAGAAGCUUAAAAAUUCUAGAAACUUUGCAAAGAGUUCCACUUUCCUUGAUUAGGGUGGGACAACCGGAACAGCUUCCCCAGGCGCUGACUAAAGGAACACACAAAAAACAAUGCUGCUGCAGCGUGCAGAUGCACAAUCAUGCUGAGCGUGGUGGCAGCUGGAAGUUGCUACUACCCCUGUGUCACAGCUGGUCUGGGCAUCCAGACAGUGUUACUCCUCUGGUUUACUUAGUAGAACUGAAGUACCAUAGCAGCCAAAAGUGAUUAGUUGUGGUAACUUGGAUGAGAAAUGCCUUGAAGUAAUCACUGUUUUAAUCCAAAUUAGCACCCAGUUGUUCAGAUGUGUACUCCUUUGUUUCUCUCCUUUUUAUGGUUACUACCUGCUCUUUCUUCCAUCAGUCUGCCUGAUAAACUGGUUUUAUUCACA